AUCGCAAAGUUCCCAAGCGGAAGAGGGAUUCGAAGGAGAUGGCUGAACUUAGAUAGCUGUAUGUGUAAAAAUACUUUACCAUGGAUGUUUUCCUGAUAAAAGUGAAGAACAGAGGACAGCUGCUUAGCCUUGCUGUAGUCUUUCUGUGGUGUGCAGGCUCUGUGCGCUGUUUUGGACAGGACCUAGACAGCGAGUUUACAUUUCUGCUGCCAGCCGGAAGAUCCGAGUGUUUCUAUCAGGCAGCCAUAAAGAAUGGUACGAUGGAAGUCGAAUAUCAGGUGAUAGCAGGUGCUGGUAUGGAUGUAGACUUCACCAUUAUCUCCCCUGAAGGCAUCCGGCUUAUCUUGGAGUCUCGCCGCUCAGAUGGAGUCCACGUGGUGGAGCCUACAGUGGAGGGAGACUAUGAAAUCUGCUUUGACAACAGCUUCAGUCGUUUCUCAGAAAAGAUGGUGUUCUUUGAGAUCAUCAUCGAGGGACAAGGAGGAGAUGUGGGUGGAGAUGAAGAGUGGCCAGGGUUAGAGGAGCCUGAUGGAAGCCUGCUUGAAUACAAACUGGAUGACAUUAGGGACUCCAUGGAUUCCCUGCACAGACGCUUGGAGCGCAGCCGGCAGAUGCAGACUGUGUUGCGGGCUUUCGAGGCGCGAGAUCGAAACCUUCUGGAGGAUAAUCUCUGGAGGGUCUCAUUCUGGUCCUGUGCCAGCGUGCUGGUGAUGCUGUGUGUGGCCCUUACCCAGGUUUACACUGUGCGCAGACUAUUUGAUGAUAAACGAAGGGUCUACACAUAGAGGCAUCAUUUCGCAGGAAUAUGAGAUAGAUUCUCAGAGAGAACUGUUUGUGAGGAGUAAUUAAAUAUUGUUAGAUUAUGAGCAAGAGUUUGAAAAGUUGGUCAUUUAAUUUCUUUUAGUGCCUUAAAAGCCAGAUCUAGCCACGAAUCAAUGAGGAAAUGCAUGUUGUUAUACAGCUGCUAUGCUACACUUCUGAAACUGGUUAAAGGUCUUGGAAUUUUUGAAAGCCAACAUUACCAUCAGCAAAAGGUAUAAGGUCAACUAAGGUCGACUCCAUUAUGAUGGUUUACAGGGGGAAACAAUGUGCAAUAGUGUUGUUGGUGUUUGUUCUUGUGGUUUUGACAGUGUACAACUUUGCUAUUAAAUCAGUGAUUGAAGUGUUUCCUUGGUUAUAGCUUUGCUGAUGGUGUUUUCAUUUUGUUCUCAUUUGUUUUUUCAGAGGGUACUGAUUUCUUUUUAUGUGCCAGUAUAAAUCCAUCUUGUUUUUUUUUUUAAUUAAUAAUACAAAGUAAGAGGAACUCAAAGUGUGAUUGCAAAUAUUGUCAGUUUCCUUCCAGACAAAAAAAUAUAUAUAGCUAUAUGAUUGUCGGUUUUGGUGUGUUUGGACAACAUGAGCAUACUGGUUGUGUGUGUUUGUUUUUUUUUAUCUUUUAGACAAAAUGAGAUUUCUUUCAGAGAAUGGGAUUUUUCAACAGAAUAUAAUUCUCAUCAUUUUUGUCUUUUUUUUUUUUUUUUUUUUUACUAAAACUGUGUUUGUGAAUUCUGUAAGGUGUUGGAAAAAUUCAGGUUUUCAUGAGUCAUUGCUGAUAAUAAAGACAUUUUUUACCAUGA
Messenger RNA from Melanotaenia boesemani (Boeseman's rainbowfish), 1616 nucleotides. It is a transcript of the gene tmed1b, whose product is annotated as transmembrane p24 trafficking protein 1b. Gene Ontology annotation, biological process: Golgi organization; intracellular protein transport; endoplasmic reticulum to Golgi vesicle-mediated transport. The record is from RefSeq and is a predicted model, not a curated record. The coding region runs from base 81 to 785 and encodes 234 amino acids. NCBI's taxonomy places the organism in Eukaryota, Metazoa, Chordata, Actinopteri, Atheriniformes, Melanotaeniidae. The transcript has 5 exons. Gene Ontology annotation, cellular component: Golgi apparatus; COPII-coated ER to Golgi transport vesicle; endoplasmic reticulum-Golgi intermediate compartment.